Molecule: messenger RNA, 876 nt
Organism: Cylicostephanus goldi
Lineage: Eukaryota; Metazoa; Nematoda; Chromadorea; Rhabditida; Strongylidae
Source: the annotation of a GenBank genome assembly
CACGACACAGCUUUGGCGGCCCUCAAAGAUCUGACUUCUGCGAUCAAAAACUUCAUCGAAAGCAACGACGAUCUCAAGGAGAAAAAAAUAGUACUGUCCUCUUCGCAUCGCGAUAUUGGAGAAAUUCAUGCAAAAGCUAGAGAAACUGGAGAUUUACACUAUGUCGUAGACGAUUCGUUUGCCAGACUUUCCUCGGAAAAAUGCACAAAUGGAGUGGCUGCUUGUGCUCAUAGUGCUUUAUCCGCAUCGGAUGCAAGACAUCAGGCUGACUCGUUAAUACCAUACUGGCAAUUUUCAAAUGCUGACAACAGCCGACUUGCUUCUCGAUUCGACCCCGAUACGGCGAAUCUUCUAAAUUUCAUGCAGCUUACCCUACCCGGGGCACUGUCACUUUACUAUGGUCAAGAAUUGGGCCUAAAAGAUGUGGGAACACCUCCGAGCCCUCGCGGAAUCAUGCAAUGGACCCCAGCUGGCAAAGACCAUCAUGGUUUCCUUUCUUCCACAGAGGCCAACAUUGGAAAAUUAUUCUUUGCCGAGAGCGAGGACGAAAAAGACGAGGAUAAUUUUGAGACGCAAUAUGCUCAAGAGAAUUCAGCUUUGAAACUAUACCAAAAACUUGCAAAAAUGCGACAACGUGAUGACGCGCUCAUUCUUGGUGGGACCGUAAAAGAUGAAGUGGUUGAUGAUACGAUUGUCUAUUCGCGAUAUGUAAAAUCUGGCAAUGGAACCGCUACUGGAAAUGCCUACAUCGUAGCGCUAAACUUUGGCGCGAACGAAUCUGCGCUAGACUUCAAUCGCUUCAGUGGUACCGAAGUUAUUCCCACUAAUAAGGACCUGGCUAAAGCAGAGGUAGCUGCUGUCACUCCUGGCGUGGAG